Molecule: messenger RNA, 3659 nt
Organism: Chroicocephalus ridibundus (black-headed gull)
Lineage: Eukaryota; Metazoa; Chordata; Aves; Charadriiformes; Laridae
Product: solute carrier family 22 member 15-like
Exons: 12
Coding region: 918-2279 (453 amino acids)
Biological process (GO): transmembrane transport
Cellular component (GO): membrane
Molecular function (GO): transmembrane transporter activity
Source: RefSeq, a predicted model, not a curated record
AAUCUCUUGUGAGAAGUGGUAUGCAGGGUGCUGUCUUUAAAUAGCGUCCACACCCCCGCAUGCAAACAUUUAUCUGUUCCGCUCCUUCAGUUUCUUCGUAACAAGCUUCCUCCUGUUAGUGCAGGAUUUAAACACUGCUGGCAGGGAGGGGGAUUGUGCUGAUUGCAGGGUUUUGUUUAGAAUUUCUUUCUGCAAUAAUGUCCAAGGCAAGAACAGGAAAAAAAAUGGCACGUUAAAGCAAUGGCCAACCAAAUCUGCCACCCAAAGAUUUCCAAGGAAGGAAGCCAUUCAAGAUUCAAAACUGUUCCAUCGAUGGUAAUGUGCUGAAAAUCACCAAUAUGUGGAUAUGCUUAAGGAUAAUGUUAUUUUAAGUUAGAAAAAAUAAAAUCAGAUGCGAAGUCUGGAAGACAUUCAAAACAUCUUGAAGCCCGUAGCGAUGAAUAAAUAUUCUCAUAAGUGUUUCUUCACGAAAAUCUUCUUUAUUCCUGCACAUUCUGGUUCUCCUAAUGAUCCAGGUCAAGGUUUUAAUCUCUGCAAUGGAAAGAACUAGCAGAGACUUUUAAAAACAUGAUUUUUUUUUUUUUGACUUGUCACUACAGGUUGUAUUCUUUGAAUAUAGUAAGUAAAAUUUUUGUUUCUAAUAAUCUUGGUCUAAGUGUUAAAUCUCAGCAAUGAAACUAGGAUGGAGGUCUUAAUAUCUUUCUUUCCUGUGUCUGUCUGCAAAAUUGCAAGAACAAACUGAACAACCUUUCAAGAGGAAGGAGAGCGUUGAGAUGAAGCUUUCGCUGAAAGUGCACCAGCAUCUCUGGAGCAGUACCCACUGCUCCCAACUGCCUCGAUGAUCACAUCUGGGAUUUAAACACAGUAGACUGACUGCAUUUUGUUUGUGAUGCUGGGUAUACGUGGCUUGUCAGUCGAUGCUUAUUGUGCUUGUGGGAGCUGUGCCCAAGUAUCAUAUAGACCAAGAGGGAAUUCCGGUGAGCAGAGCUGAGCUUGCCAAGCAUAUCCAUUUUGCGGACAACUUCACGUCUAUAGUAACUGAGUGGUACCUAGUUGAACAAGAAGCCUACAAAGUAAGCCUUGCAUCAUCCCUGUUUUUUGCUGGAUUGCUCAUUGGAAAUAUCACAUUUGGCCCUUUGUCGGAUAAACUGGGCAGGAAACCCGUGUAUAUCUCAGGUCUAUUUUUUGAUGUUGUUUUUGGGUAUGUCACAGCAUUAGCUCCGAACUAUGACGUAUUUGCAGUUUCACGUUUUUUUGUUGGAAUUGUGAAUGGUGGAAUGGCUCUUGUGUCAUUUGUCCUAACACAAGAAUAUGUAGGAAAAUCAUUUUGGUCAUUUACAGGUUCGUUAACUAAUUUGACGUUUGCAGUUGGCAUUGCUGUUUACGCUUUACUGGGUUACUACGUAAGAGAAUGGCGCUACCUCACCUUGGUAUCGAAUACUCCAGGAGUCAUCUUCCUCCUUCUUUCUUUUAUGCUCCCAGAAUCACCACGAUGGCUGUAUUCCCAAGGGAAAAUUGCAGAAGCUGAAGAUGUGUUGCAAUAUAUUGCCCUUGGUAAUGGAAAAGAGAGAUUAAAUAUAAAAUUAAAACCAAGCACAGGAACUUUGAGAAAGGACGAAUCGGCACCUGGUAUCCUAAACUUAGUAAAACACCCAGUCCUUCGGUGGCGAACCAUCAUACUGAUGUACAUCUGGUACGUCUGCAGCUUUGUGUACUAUGGACUAACUUUAAAUGCUGGUGAAUUAAGAGGAAAUCUGUAUUUAAAUGUGGCUCUUUCUGGUCUUGUAGAAAUUCCAGCAUUUCCUCUCUGCAUGUUUUUUAUUGAGAAGUCCUGGUCUGGAAGACGUAAAACUACAACAUGUUUUCUGAUAUUUGCAGGAUUUGCAUGUAUAUUUACCAUGUUUUUACCAGCAGAUGCUGGUCUGCUCCUCAGUCCCACUUUGUUAGCUUUGUGUGGAAAAAUGAUGGUCAGCGCGGCUUUCAACAUUGUGUAUAUUUAUACAUCUGAAUUAUACCCAACAGUACUGAGAAACGCUGGCUUGGGUGUCUGUUCCAUGUCCUGCAGAUUUGGGGGCAUUUUGGCUCCAUUUGUGCCAUCUAUGAAAUCUCUCAGUCCUUCUGUACCGUUCGUGGUGUUUGGGAUCAGUGGGCUGUCAGCGGGAUUCCUGACUCUCCUUCUGCCAGAAACGCUAAAUAAGCCAAUUGCUGAGAGCAUUGAAGAUCUCCAGGGUCCCAAAUACCAAGUGCUUAAAGACAAGGAUGCAGAGGAAACCAGUUAGAAGAAAACUCUUAAGUUUCAGAAGGCCUGUCUGUGGUGGAAAAUGAAGCUUCCAUUGAGAAGGUGCUAUAACAGUCCAAGGGCAGAGUCUUGCUCUAUAUGUCUGACAAGAAAUGUUGGAGGACUCAUGUAUAAUGCCGUCUGUUGCAUGUUGAGCAAUUCUAUAUGGAAGCAAAUUGAGAAGAUGGGAGAAGUUGAUCAAAGCUUGUGAGAAAAGAGGUGACAAAUCUGUGCAUUAAUUUAAUGACUUAACAAAAGCAUCCUUUGGAUCUUUGGACUUCUCAACUGCUUGUUAAAAUGAAGUAUUAAUUUAUUUUAUAAGAUGUAAUUGCUAGCUUCAGAUUAAGCUAUAACGUUGUAAUUGAAGUGAUGGGUAUAAUUUAAAAUUUAGAUGGCCUUAUAUAUUCAGGCAAGCUGUAAUCAUGAAAAGUAACAGCAUCCUAUAUGUGCUAAUUUUCUCUUCAGGGUUUUUUGCCUCUAAAAUACAGUAUACCUCACAUCGUGUGAAGAGACCAAAGCUUUUUAUGAGUUGUUGGCCUUAGUAUGUCUAGCAUACGAAACCUGAACAGGAGAUCUGAAAGGAGAAUAAAUGGAUUUUAUUGAGGGAGUAGGUAAUUUUUUAAUACAGUUGUACAUGAAAAGAUACGUAAAGUUAAAAAUAGUACUGGAUUGGAAAAAUUGUGUCAGGUCUUUAAGAGGUGCGUUUAAAGGGGAGGAUGAAGUAACCUUUAGACAAAGGUUAUUAAGUUCUAGCUGUAUGUGUGGAACUAGAAAUUGAGUUAUAUAUUGUAUAAUAUAUGUAAUAAUAUGUAAUCCAAUACAUUUCACAUAAGAUUUGGAAAUUCUUCCUGCAAGGCGGGUCGGGAUGUUUGGUUAACAGUAAAUUUAUAUUGGAAUAAAUGCAUCACAAAUGUUACAGGUUUUUGAUGGCCAGCAAAAUGUUGUUAUUAAAAAGAAAAUUAUUUAACGUUUCUAUUAUGAGUGCUGCUUUUUCCAGGAUGUUUACCCAGGCUUGGGUAAGAGAAUGCUUGUAUCACUUUGACUUUUGGCCCUUUAUCAAAUGCAUCUGGUAGGAAAAGUUAAUGAAAGGCCUCUGUAUUUUCAGCAAUUUCCGUAGUUAAAUAGUAGUUCUCCAAAUGGACACACACUUACACACACACACGUAUGUACACAUAAGCACACGCAGGUUGCUCUGCCUGGAUGCCUCAGAAAUCUGUGCUGCGUGCAGGUGUAUCAGUCCAGGUGAGCCCUACAGAUAGCCUGGUCGGGUCCCCAAGAGGGUGAAAAUGAGUUGGCAAUUAGAACAGCAUUUAGAUAAUGUUGAUCUAAAGGUGGAUUGCACGUGCUUUUCUUAACCUCUGGGGCUGAAGCUUGAUGACAA